Camellia sinensis is the source of this 453-nucleotide messenger RNA. The record is from RefSeq and is a predicted model, not a curated record. Lineage: Eukaryota; Viridiplantae; Streptophyta; Magnoliopsida; Ericales; Theaceae.
AUGACAUGGCAGCAGUGUUCACUGGAAUCUGUGUCAAUGCCAGAGGUUUUGAAUGGCAAAAUAAUGAUUAUUUCAUCAGGACAGUUGGAUGCCAUUACAAGGGCACGCCCUAUUCUCUCUGCUAUGAGUGAGAAACUUUAUGUUUUUGAGGGGGCACUUGGUGCUGGAAGCAAAAUUAAAAUGGUAAUAGAGCUGCUUGAGGGCAUUCAUUUUGUUUCUUCUGUGGAGGCCAUUUCUCUUGGUGCCCAAGCUGGUAUUCAUCCAUGGAUAAUUUAUUACAUUAUUUCUAAUGCUGCUGGAAAUUCAUGGGUUUUCAAGAAUCAUGUUCCCCAGUUGCUAAGGGAUAAUCAAACCAAACAUCUCCUGAAUACUUUUGUUCAAAAUUUGUUUGCUGAUCUGCUAUUCUUUUGGUUCUGCUGUGAUGUUGCUGCUGUUGCUGAGAUGCUGUGGUGA